Messenger RNA from Callorhinchus milii (elephant shark), 3400 nucleotides. RefSeq names its product cyclin-dependent kinase 4 (gene cdk4). Gene Ontology annotation, biological process: regulation of G2/M transition of mitotic cell cycle; regulation of gene expression; G1/S transition of mitotic cell cycle. The record is from RefSeq and is a predicted model, not a curated record. The coding region runs from base 307 to 1215 and encodes 302 amino acids. Gene Ontology annotation, molecular function: cyclin-dependent protein serine/threonine kinase activity; cyclin binding; ATP binding. NCBI's taxonomy places the organism in Eukaryota, Metazoa, Chordata, Chondrichthyes, Chimaeriformes, Callorhinchidae. Gene Ontology annotation, cellular component: cyclin-dependent protein kinase holoenzyme complex; cytoplasm; nucleus. The transcript has 9 exons.
CGGGGGAUGGGAAAGCCGUCAACUGCGCCUCGCGGCUGAGGGCGCGGAAGUUUCUGGAGCAGCGAGUGGGGCGGUCAGUGCGGCGCGGCCAGGCCGGCGGUCACCGGCGGUCACCGGGGCAAGAGUCAAGAAAGAAAUCAUCUGAGGUCGUUCCAUGAUUGAUGCAGAACAUCUCAACCAGCAGAAAGCAUUAUUGCAGAGAAGCUCACUAAACAGACCGGGUCAAACAUACAUUAAGAUUCACAUGACCUGUGCUCAUUCAGGCAGCAGUGAGGAGGUGGGCCGAGCGGUUUGCGUCGUGGGACAAUGGAGCAGAACUCUGUAACUCAGUAUGAGCCUGUGGCCGAGAUCGGUGGUGGAGCAUAUGGGACAGUUUACAAGGCACGGGACUCGAGGAGUGGAAAAUUUGUGGCUCUCAAAAUCGUGCGGGUGCAGAUGGGGGAGGAUGGUUUACCCGCGACAACUGUGAGGGAGGUGGCCCUACUGAAACGCCUGGAGCACUUUGACCAUCCCAACAUUGUGAGGCUGUUUGACGUGUGCACUGCAAUGAGGACGGACAAAGAAACCAAGGUCACUCUGGUGUUUGAGCACAUCGAUCAGGACCUGAAAACAUACCUAGAGAAAGCGCCUUCACCUGGGCUACCAGCAGAGACUGUGAAGGCUCUGAUGAAGCAGUUACUCAGCGGCCUGGAAUUCCUGCAUUUACACAGUGUGGUGCACCGCGACCUGAAGCCUGAGAAUAUCCUGGUGACCAGCCGUGGGCAGGUCAAGCUGGCAGAUUUUGGCCUGGCUCGUAUCUACAGCUGUCGAAUGGCCCUGACACCUGUGGUGGUGACCUUGUGGUACCGAGCCCCAGAGGUGCUCCUGCAAUCUACCUAUGCCACUCCUGUUGACCUGUGGAGCACUGGCUGUAUAUUUGCUGAGAUGUUUCAGAGGAGGCCUCUGUUUCGUGGUAACUCAGAGUUUGACCAGCUGGCGAAGAUUAUCGAAAAAACUGGGCUCCCACUGGAGGAUGACUGGCCAAAGGAUGUGACGAUACAAAGAAGCUCAUUCGCCCAACAAUCUGCUCAGUUGGUCAAGACGUAUGUUCCUGAAAUUGAUGACCUGGGAGCAAGCUUGCUGUUGGAUUUGCUGACAUUCAGCCCAUAUAAAAGAAUCUCAGCAUUUGAGGCUCUUCAGCACCAUUACUUCCACGAAUGUGAUCCCGAGGCCUGAGGUGGUGAGUGGUGGCCUACAGACUUGGAACUGUAUAUGGAUUGCCUGGGAGACUGACUGACAUGGCUGCCACUGACCUGUCCUGGAGAGGGGAGGGGGUGAGGUCAACAUUAACCAGUUGAGGACUGUUGGUAGUUUCUGAGAUUUUUUUUAUCUUGGCCAAACUGUUUGUAAAACUGCCGAAUGUGACAGGUAUUUUGGGGGUCAAUUUUAACCAAAAUUGAAAAUGAACUGACCACGAAAUGUAUCCUGUGUGCUGCGGAAAACAGGUUUUAAUCAAAUCCCAAACUGUUGCUAGGAGUCCUCAGAGGGUUAAUGGGAUGAUUGACCCUUACGUCGUGCUCUCUCUCUCUCUUACACCCCCUCCUCCAAGCCCUUGCGUUUCCCAUCCACUUUAUCUCCAGUUUAUCUCCAAUAUCGCUGUUGUUGCACACUGAUGCUCAAAAAUGGUGCCAUUUAAGGAUUGGGAGAUGAGAUAUUCUUUCCUUCUCCCUCCCCAACCCACCCUCCAUCAUACAACCUUUCCUUACCUAUACGCCGUACUCUCUCUGUGCCAGAGUUGGUGACUCCAAGUGAACAGGUCUGGAGGGUUACUUUAGAAGCAGGUAAAUAAGACUCUCUAAUCUGCGCUAAUUUCCUUUCAGACAGUGUGAAAGGCUGGCAGGCAGUUAGGUUGUGUUGAAGUGGUUAGCUUAGGCUACGUCGGGGUGAGGGGUUAGGGUUAGGCUUUGUUUGGGGGGGUGGGGGGGGGGUCUGAUACAGGGUCCACUUGGAGAGUGAAAAGACUUAGAGAAAGUGUUCUGUGCUGUUUUAAUAAAAUUCAUUCCAUGAGUACAGAGCUAAGAGGAGCUCAAACCCUUUUAAUUCUUUGUAACUUAAGAUGCUCGCUACACAGUCCUUAGUCAUGUUUACAGCCUUUCGUCAAUCACCUGCCCAAGUAGCCACAUCCAGAGAAGCCUCUGUUUAGAAGAAUCCUCCAAGUGUAAAGUGGGGAGAAUGUCCAGACAUUUCCUCAUAAACAGGAUUCAGCUCCAUUUGAGUAUUUCUGCUCUGCUGCCGAGAUGCUUGUGAACAGCUUUGUUCCUCCCCGUGUGUCACUUUAUUACCACAUGUAUGUGGCCUCAGAAACACACAUUUUUAUUGGUUAAAUCUUUCACCACUCGGUGUAGCACAAAUUCCUUUCCUUCUCUCCCCCCCCCCACCGACAAAUAUAACAGCAGCUUAGCUUCUAUUAUCCUGCUCAGCCGCAGUCAGCAGCCUUAUCGUCUUUAUUUACCUGAACGGGCUUCCCAUUAUGAUCUGCAGAGUGUGUGUGUGGUGGGGGAGAGUAUUUUGGGGACAGGGAAUGAUUUGGGCUCACAGCAUACAAGUGCUAUAAUGACACGCUUUUUGGGUGAUUGGCAAAUUCGAGAUGUCACCUGGUGACUGUUUCAGUGCUCGGUUGCUCUGAGAGCCUGACCCACCCGUCCUGAGUAUUUCCCAGUGUUAUUGCACCAGGUGUAAAGCUGAUUUCCUCUGCAGUUGGCCCGUUUGCCUCACGAUUAGAUUGGUCUGGGAUCCACAGCCACUGCCUGUCCACCUCCCAUCAAUUGCUAAGACCUGGGGAUAAGUGGCUGCAACGAUAGAUGAAUUCAGCCAUUCAUAUGUGCCUUUAUCUUCACGAGCACCAGUGUGAGCCAGUCAAAACAUACACCACAAGAUUUAGUGGCUUUGAACCACCGUGUUGCAUUGAUCUCUGCCUGGGAGUCGUUUGUUACAGUUAAUGUGGAGCAUUUAAAAUUGAUCGGGGUUGUUAUAUGUCUGUCUUACAUUUUUGUCGGAUAUUCUGCUAAGCUGCAAGUUCAUGUUUUAUAUCAAUAUCAUGUCUGGUGCUUAACUGUACAUUUUAUAGACUCUUUGCCAUGUUCUGUGGCUCUGUCUAACUAAAGUCUCCCCAAGUAAAUCACAUGCUGAUUUGGGAGGAUUUGGCUACAGCAAGUGACCUUGGAUAAUUAUCUGCCGAUGAAAAGAAUUUCCUAUGAAAGAAUUUAGCUUCCAUACCUGAAAUGAAAUAUAUCUGCUUAGAUGCACAAACCAAAUUGUUGUGUGUGAUGUGAAUCCUGGUCAUUUUGUGUGUCUAUGCUUCUACAUUGUGUGGUAAGUUAGGCCAAUCACUUAAAUAGACAAUAAAAUCUCUAGGAAAACA